Molecule: messenger RNA, 2826 nt
Organism: Hippoglossus stenolepis (Pacific halibut)
Lineage: Eukaryota; Metazoa; Chordata; Actinopteri; Pleuronectiformes; Pleuronectidae
Product: B-cell receptor CD22-like
Exons: 15
Source: RefSeq, a predicted model, not a curated record
AUGACUGGGAUGGCGUACGACCAAGAGGAGGGCCGCUGCUCCUCCUCCUCCUCCUCUGCUGCGGCUCAAUGCGCCGCCGCUACGCCCAUCGGGGUCCCCCCGGGCCCCACCACGCACGCGACGUCCCGCGCCCGUGACCUAGCCUCGAAGUUCCACCUGUUCGUCACGCCGACGGUAGAGAACAUCAUCCUGGAGAUGACAAAUCGGGAAGUGGUAAGGAGUCAGAUUGACUGGGGUGUGAGUUACACUUCUACUGAGAUCUGUGCCGUCAGAGGAUCAACAGUGGACAUUAACUGUACCUACACAUACCCAUCCAGGUGGAAUUACCUUGAUACUACUGUUCAGAAAACUUUCUGGUUCAUUCAAGUGAGUAAAGGGAUUCACAUUGAUCUAAGGACUGAUCCGGAGUAUUCAGGUCGUGUGGAGUAUCUCUGUGAAAACAACAAGUGCACUCUGAGAAUCUCUAACCUGAGAGAGAGCGACUCAGCUGUGUACAAGUUCAGGUUCACAACAAACCAACCUACUGGGAGUUUUACUGGUUCAGCUGGAGUCAUAGAAGGACAUGAGCGUUUCCCUUCUCCUACAUUGUAUGCUCCAAAGGUUCCCACUGUGUCAGCGAGUCCCUCUGGUGAGAUCAUGGAGGGCAGCUCGGUGACUCUGACCUGCAGCAGUGAUGCUAACCCAGCAGCUAUGGGUUUGAGAGAAGCAGCGAGUUGCUUUGUCAUCUUCCUUCUUUCUGUGUCAGUGGUGCAGGCUGCUGAUGGCUGGGGAGUGACGUGCACUCCUACUCAGAUCUGUGCUGUAAAAGGAUCGAAGGUGCAAAUACGCUGCUCCUACUGGCACCCAUCCAGAAUAGAUGACCUUGAUGUUGCAGUGGAGCAAACGUACUGGUUUACUAAAGGGCAGGAUAGUGAACCUGUGGAUCUGAGAGCAGCCUCUGAGUACACAGGGCGUGUGCAGUAUCACUGUGGAAACAAGGCCUGCACUCUGACCAUCACAGACCUGAGAGAGAGCGACUCUGAUGUGUACCAGUUCAGGUUCAUAACAAACCAACCUACUGGGAGUUUUACUGGUUCACCUGGAGUCUCCUUGUCUGUCACAGGUGUCCAGGUGAUCAGCAAAAAAGCAUCAGCUUGCAAGACGUAUGACUGUUCAUGGUCACGUGUGGAGUGUCAAACCAGUUGUCCUCCAACUCCCAGUCUGUCUUACAUCUGGUACAAGAACGGACAAAAGACAUGGGGAGAAAAAUCUUAUAGCGACUACUUUUAUUCAGCAGACAGCAUUUCCUGUGCUGUGAGAGGCCACGAGGAUUUCCCCUCUGCUCCAGUGUGUGUCCGUGGAAAUUCAUGCGACAGAGUGAAUUACAUCGACAGGAACAUCUGUGCCUUUAAAGGCUCAUCAGUGGACAUCUCUUGCAGUUACAACAGUCGCUAUUAUUCUAUCACAUCUAAGUCCUGGUUCGUUGCUGAGCGUAAGGAUGAGCAGCAGUAUCGCCCUCGAGCUGUGGACUUACUCAAAGACCCAGAGUUCACAGAUCGUGUUCAGGUCCUUGAACCAGAGCGAGGGCGCUCCACUCUGAGAAUAAUGAACCUGAGACUGAGCGAUUCAGCCCAGUAUCGCUUCAAAUCACAGAGGUCUGAAUGGGAGAGAAGUUUCCGUGGCACAACUCUGACUGUCACAGAUGUUCAGGUGAUCUGGUCUCCGAUUGGUCCAACACUGACUUGUCACAGCAGCUGUCUUCUCUCUGGUCGUCCCUCCUUUGUCUGGUACAAGAAUGGAACAGAAAUUCACGGGGAAACGUCUCCAACUUUCAGGGGAUUCCUUCACCCUGAAAACAGCUAUUCCUGUGCUUAUGAGCUUCACCACUCGUCCCCUGUGUAUGCUCCGAAGGUUCCUUUAGUGCAGCUGAGUCAACCUGGAGACAUUCUGAAGGGCAGCUCGGUGUCUCUGACCUGCAGCAGUGAUGCUAACCCACCCCCUGCAUACGCCUGGUACAAACAGAACCAGACUUUGCUCAACAGAGCAGCUCAGCUGGUUUUCAGCUCCAUCCCGUUGUCUGACUCUGGAGAAUAUUACUGCACAGCUGAGAAUGCGCUGGGGAAGACAGCGUCUAAACGUGUCUUAAUAAAUGUGAAAUAUGCUCCACAGUCCUCCUCUGUGUCAGUGAGUCCCUCUGGUGAGAUCAUGGAGGGCAGCUCGGUGACUCUGACCUGCAGCAGUGAUGCUAACCCAGCAGCUAAUUACACCUGGUACAAGGAGAACCGAACUCUGCUUCAAGGACCAGAGGGCGUUUAUCGUCUCUCCUCCAUCAGCUCUGGGGACAGCGGGGUCUACUCCUGCAAGUCUGAGAAUCAGUACGGACGGAUCAACUCCACGUCUCUACACUUAGACGUCCAGUACGCUCCAAAGCCUCCCUCUGUGUCAGUGAGUCCCUCUGGUGAGAUCAUGGAGGGCAGCUCGGUGACUCUGACCUGCAGCAGUGAUGCUAACCCAGCAGCUCAUUACACCUGGUCCAAGGAAAAGAACCAGACUUUGCUCAACAGAGCAGCUCAGCUGGUUUUCAGCUCCAUCCCGUUGUCUGACUCUGGAGAAUAUUACUGCACAGCUGAGAAUGCGCUGGGGAAGACAGCGUCUAAACGUGUCUUAAUAAAUGUGAAAUACGCUCCAAAGCCUCCCUCUGUGUCAGUGAGUCCCUCUGGUGAGAUCAUGGAGGGCAGCUCGGUGACUCUGACCUGCAGCAGUGAUGCUAACCCAGCAGCUAAUUACACCUGGUCCAAGGAGGACGAGGACUCACCAAAAGCAUCAGGACAAAUCUUCACCAUCACU